Molecule: messenger RNA, 2790 nt
Organism: Acanthochromis polyacanthus (spiny chromis)
Lineage: Eukaryota; Metazoa; Chordata; Actinopteri; Pomacentridae
Gene: mtrf1l
Product: mitochondrial translational release factor 1-like
Exons: 8
Coding region: 650-1915 (421 amino acids)
Biological process (GO): translational termination
Molecular function (GO): translation release factor activity
Source: RefSeq, a predicted model, not a curated record
UCACAUGCAGUAUGGCUGCGCUCAUCAGCAAGGUGGAAAAGGAGCAAUACUUUCAUAACAAACUACCAGAUUCUAGACCGUUUUUAUACAACUUAUGAUUGAAAUAUGAUUCGCUAUAGUCUCAGAUAUCAGGAAAAACUGAAUUAAGCAUUUGGAGGUUUGUUAUUUAAUUUCAAGAUUACAUAUUAGCUCUCUGAAAACGUUUUGUUUACCUUCUAAAAUAUUCUUGUUCUGUUUUAGAGCUUGAAGCUAAGCCUCAAUAGCAACAAUACAAGUCAGCAGUUCGUCCACUUUUAUUAAUUUUAACUCUCAAAUUAGAAUUUGUGGUCGUGUAGAAGGAGACCUCUUCCGCAAAAAGCUGCUGAUGACGUGAAUCUGCUUUAAAAAGCUGGGGUUUCAUCAGAAAUCUGUAGUUGUCGUUUUACAUACACGCCGAAUUCAAGAACACCCCCUACAUGUAUCAACUGUUUUUUAAAUGUCAGCUAGGAGGCAUUUAUUUCUGUCAACACAGUAAAAACAUGUCAGAUCAGAAGUUUUUUGAAUGAAAUCUGGCAUCAGUGUUCCUUCUGUGCUUGAGAUAAACAAAGCCAAGUUGUAUGAGGAUUUGUUUGCUACAGGGUGAAUCUUCCAAACAAAACCUACUAAUACAAUGGCUUACAGAAGACUUGUCAAGGAGUUUGUCUUUGGCCUGUGGACAUGUCGCCUUCCAAAACCACAAACUGCCUUCAGUGACAGAACCAGAAGAACUCUUCAGACCAGCUCACCUUCGAUGGUGAAGCUGCUGUCAGUGGAGGAGCUUUUUGCCCGGAGGUCUCUGCAAGAGCACCUGAAGAAGAUGGAGACGGAGUACGGCGAAUGUUUACGGGCAGUCAGCGGCAGUGUUCCAGAGGAGCAGUGCAGCGAGGACCAACUGAGGACCAAGAGGACCAAAGUGUCCCUGCUGGCUCCACUAGUCCAGAGCAUCAGAGAGCUGGAUGCCAAACAGAAAGAGAUCGCAGAGACCGAGAUCCUCUUGAAAGAUGAAGAUCCAGCCUUGAGAGAACUGGCGGAGCUGGAGAGAGAAAACUGUGUGCAAGAUAUUCAAGAUCUUAGACAAAAGAUCCUGGAGCUGCUGAUCCCUGAGGAGGAGGCUGAUCUGAGUGACCUCGUUCUGGAGGUCACAGCCGGUGUGGGUGGUCAGGAGGCCAUGCUGUUCACUGCUGAGAUGUUCGACAUGUACCAGGGCUUCGCUCAGCACCACGGCUGGUCCUUUGACGUCCUGGAGCUCAUGACCAGCGACAUCGGUGGACUACGCCACGCCUCGGCCAGCAUCAGCGGCUCUCAGAGCUACAAGAAGAUGAAGUUUGAGGCUGGAGUUCAUCGAGUUCAGAGGGUUCCCAAGACUGAAAAACAGGGCCGGAUGCACACCAGCACCAUGACUGUGGCCGUGCUGCCCCAACCCACUGAGAUCUCUUUCACAAUAAACCCAAAGGACCUGAGGAUAGACACGAAGAGAGCGAGUGGAGCUGGAGGUCAACAUGUCAACACCACAGACAGCGCAGUGCGAAUAGUCCAUCUUCCAACAGGCACGGUUGCAGAGUGUCAGCAGGAACGGUCCCAGCUGAAGAACAGGGAGAAAGCCAUGAAGGCUCUGAGAGCAAAACUGUACAGCAUGAAGCUGGAGGAGGAGACCAGCAAACGCUCCAACCAGCGGAAAGUACAGAUCGGCACCAGAGGCAGAUCAGAGAAGAUCCGAACCUACAACUUCGCUCAGGACAGAAUCACCGACCACCGGAUUGGAAUGACGGUACAUGACGUCAAGAGCUUCCUGCUGGGAGAGGAUCUGCUGGAUGAGAUGAACUCGUCGCUGCAGGAGUUCUCCGACCAGGAGACGCUCAUGGAGCUGCUGGAGGAGAGCAGCCAGGAGGCAUCAUGAGUCUGACGGAGCAGAAACUGGUGCAGAGACAACUUUGGCAAAAAGAUCACAAUGGAUUAGAAUGGGUGACAAAUCUGAGUACAUCUGGUCAUUUAAAGGGAAAAAACAAACAAAAACCUAGAUAUGUGUGCGUACUUUUAGUAAAAAUGACUGAGAAUCAGAGUGAUUGUAUAGUUUUGUGUUUUAUUCAGCUCUCUGAAGCAGAGAAGUUUAUAAUUCUACACAAAUGUCAUGCAGGUUAUUUAGCUUCUGGGUCCACACGUUGCUGCUUCCGUAUAAGUGGUCAAUCCAUGGUGUGUGUUGUCUGAGCUUGGAGGAAAUGAGCACUAAAUGCAUCCAAUCUGUUCCUAAAACAGCCUCUUUCUGUGCUCACAUAGAUAAAGAUCUUGGUUGGUAGGUCCUGAUCAGGGCUCCGUUUUCAGAUUCUACCACUUCCUUAUUGACCUGUCUUUGUGCAUAGGGACAGUCUGUCUGCAUAGCUUGGCUUCUUCAGGUAAACUGGUUGUGUGAUUGUACUGUUGGCCAUCCAGUACCUGUUCUAAUGUGGACUAACUACUGAGCUCAAGCUCAAGCACGCCGGAUAAGGUCAUUUGAUUCUGUCCAAAAAGUUUUAGGACAACUUUGUGCACUAAAUGUGGCCAAACGAGUACAAAUUUUAACCAUGGUCAGCAUUAUAUACUGCACCUUUUUUCUCAGCUUUGAGUGGGGUGAGUCCUACGUCAGCUGUGAUACAGAAUCAGAAUCACUUCAUUCAUCCCCGAAGGGAAAUUCAGAUACGCUUCACCUUCUACAGGAGAAAAGGUGGUUUUAGCUACUGGAUGGAUGGAUUGUAUUAAAAUGUCUGGCACAAACAAUUAAAACCGGCCUCAGACCAA